GCCCGCUGAUUUGCCGCUCCGCUUCGCAUCAGGACGUCGCUGCAGCGGUUACUAGCCGACAGGCUGCCGCUGUUCUCCGGCUGGGAUGUGACAGAGGAGCUGCAGACAGAACCAGUCCAAAUCCGUCAGAGGGCCGAGCCGUGACAAGCAGAACUGCUCCGGGCGGAACCGCCUGUAGCUGCUCCCCUGAAGCUCCAGCCCUCCCCUCAGACUUGGUUUAGGAUGGAGGACUCUGAAACAGAGCUGGUGGUUUCGGAGUCAGAUGCCCUGGGUGCAGACUUCAUCACGGUGGAGUUGGACACGCAGCCCAUCGAGUACGUGGUGAAGUGGGCCGAGGUCGGCUCCAAGUUCACCAUCUCCUGCGUGAAGAAGGACUCUGACGAUCCGUCGGACCUGACAGCGGAACAGCUUAAGAUUGAGACGGACGAGGCUUUCUUCGCUCCGUAUGAAGAGGUGUAUCCCUGCGAGGUGACGGAGCAGAGUGUAGAGAUAAAGACAGACUCAGAUGAAGAUGAAGAUACCAACGAGGAGGAGCACGAGGUGCUAGUGGAGGCGGGGAGCAGCCGGCUUGAUGGUGAUGUGGACUCAGACCAGGCGGAUUAUGAGCCAGACGAGCGACAGUACCGCUGCAGCUACUGUGGGAAGUGUUACAGCCACGCCUCCAGCCUGUACCGCCACCAGCAGACCCACACUGGGAAGGGCACUGGACCAGCACCCCCCACCAAACGGGCACUGGAACCAACCCACCAGGAUGCACGCUACACCUGCCCUCAUUGUGGGAUGAGCUUCAAAGGAAGCAGGAUGUUGGGGAGUCACCUGCGACUGCAUGGGAAGCGACGGAUUCAUCCUUGCAACAUCUGUGGAAAGGAGUUUAAUCACAGCUCUAGCCUGUCACGCCACCGCCUCAUCCACAAGAAAGGGAAAGGCAUCCCCAAGGAUGUCACCAUUAGCCCCAAUAUGGCCGCUCUGCGCCACUCGUUGAAAGCUGGAGUCAAAAAGAACAAGAGGCAGCAGCAGCAUGUGGCGACCGCCAUCAUCCAGAGUCAGGGUGGCGAUAAGUUCUACGCUUGCCCGCAGUGUGACAUGAGCUUCAGAACGUCCACACAGCUGUCCAAACACCAGGUGACCCACGUUAAAGAGCUGCUGGACAACUACACGCCUGGCAAGGAGAACCUGGGUGAAAGCUCUUCUGACCUCAAGAUCCGCCUCAAGCUCUGCUCCCGCGACAAGCCCAACUUCUACACCCUCUGCAAGAAGAACCGUCGCCGUCGUGGGGGGAGAGGAAACAAACGGGGCCCUGCCAUCUCUGAGGAUGAGGACGGCGCUGAAGGAGGGGUUGGAGCAGGCCGCCACUGCUGCAACCAGUGUGGGAAGAGGUUCAGCCAUGCCUCCAGCCUGGCGCGACACCAGCAGACCCACAGGGCGGUGGACGGCGUUGGAGGAGGGAAACUGCAGCAGCACCAGAAACAGCUUCAAGUAAAGUCUGGGCUUUCCACCGGAAAGACCAAGACCUACACCUGUGCCGCCUGCAACAAGACCUUCAUGCACUCGUCUAGCUUCUCCCGCCACAAGAAGGCUCACAUGGAGGAAGAGCAGAGGGCCCGAGCCGCCGCUGUAAAGCGCCGGAAGAGAGUGGUCUUAGAUGAGACUGCGCCACUGGAGUCCGACUCUGAGUGACAGCCCCUGGCUAGGGACAGGGGUUGGCCUGGUUCUGGACCACUUUUGGGUUGUUCUUAAUCAGCACUGACUGGUUCUGGACUAGUUUGGGACCAGUUCUGGUAGAGUUCUAGUUUGAAUUGUUCUGAAAAAGUUCUCCACCAGUUCUGGACCAGUUUGGGGAAGAUUCUGGGCUGCUCGUGGCAGUUUGUUUAGCUAGGUUUCUGGAAGAGGAACUGGUUGGUUAUUCUCUGGUGUAGAUAUCAGCAGGACAUUCAUAUUAUGGUCAUACAGCGAGAAGAUCUCCACAUGUGGUCAUAUUCAGUACUUGCUCUAAAGGACAGGAUUUAGAUUUAACCCCUUCCCCGCCCCUUCUUUCGGACUUUUAGGUUGCACACAGACCUUUCCUCUUCAUUCUGCCCUCUCUACACUCCAUUCCCUUCAGCAAGCUUGGGGGAGAGCUUGGAGCUCCUGGGUAUCAGAGUCAACCUGUAUCCCAUCUACCAUCAGCUCUAGGGCGUGUUUUCUGGUUGCUUUCAGUCUGAACACACAUAGCAUUAUGGGAAAUUGAGUCUCCACAGAGAAGAACAUCAGAACAACCCAUAGAUUGAGUUUAGACUAGAUUUGAUGCUGAGAUCAGUUUGAGGUUUAUGAGAUGUUUAUUAACAACAAAGCUAUAGAAAGCUCCAACCUAAGGUACACAGCCUAUCACCACCACAGAGGGACAUCCAGUCCCAUCAGUGAAACCCUUAAAGAUAUUUUUAGAGUAUCAGGUACGUAAACGUUAGCUCAGUCUCUGUGCUCCUUCUUAAAAUGAAAGCCUGUCCUGAGUGUUACGUCUCUCUGGAGCUUUAACAUUCUCUUCGCUCACUGUGUCAGAUUGCUGCAAUGCCUUUUGACACAUGCACUCAUGGAUUCAUUAGGUACACCUGUUCAGGGCUUAUUAAUGCAAAUAUCUAGUCCGCCAGUCAUAUGUGACCAACCAGUGCAUUUAAGCACUGAGACCUGGUCAAGGAGAUCAUACUGAGCAUCAGACUGCAGAAGAAAGGAGAUUUAAGUGACUGUAAAUGCACUAUGGUUGUUGGUGUCUGGUAAACAGAUGUUUUAAUGCCCAUACUGACCCUACUGUUGGAGUAUUGCAGCAGAAAUCCAGAUUCAUCAGGCCAGACAAGCUGCGUCAGUUAAAUGUUUUUUUUCUACCAAUUCAGACCCAGAAUCCUGGUCAAAUGAUCCAUCUAAACCUGGGGUGGGAAAUUGGUGACACGGGGGGUGACGUGUGGCCCUCCAGCUGCUCAAAUGCGGCCCGCACUACAAUAAAAAUAGAAAUAAACUUUAGACAUUUAGAAAACAUAGUAUCUGCCAUCAAAACAUUAAAUUAGAAACUUACCUUUGAUUACUGGUAGAUGUUUGGUUAUUUGAAAAAAAGAAAAAGUUGAUAUAAUUGGAUGACAUUGCUGAUGCAAAACUUUUUUAUGCAUCACUAAAUGCAUUUAUAAAAAUAAAUAUGCAAGUAAAACAUAGAAAAAUUAACUGCAUUGAAAAAAACAUCUUGAACUUGAUUUAAGUCUCCUUAUCUCACCGACCUCCUGAGACUUUGUUCUUAAUAUGUGUUAAGUUUCUCCCACUUAUAAGACUUAAUUUCAAAGGAACCAAGAAUUUCUGUAAAAAAUAUUUUUACAGUAUCACAAAAGUACCCCAAAUUUCUUCAAACAUUCCCCUAAUGAUUCAGUAAAACUUUUUCAUAAAGCCCUAACUAGUUAUUUUAAAAAUCCACAGCAAUUAUAGGUCAAUUCCUUAAAAUUGUCAUGCCAAAUCCCUUUAAAGUGUAUCCAUAAAUUCCCAUUAAAAUUAAGAAUGUAUUCUCAUAGAUAAUGUUUAAAUGAUACAAAAAUUACCCCAAACAUCCAAACAAAUUCCUCCAUAUUUUCCAUGAAAAUCCUUGUUAAUUUUAAAGAAGUGCCCAACCCCUAAAUUCCCAAUGAAUUUCAUAAAAUGUCUGAAUAAUUUCAAACAAAUUCCUGAAGACAUCCAAACAAAUGUUCCAAAUUUCCCACGGAAAUACAAAAACAAAUAUAACUCAAAACUUCUACUGACAGUCUCUAAAAUAGACAAAAUUCUAUUUGAAAAAUUCAAACAAUUUCCCCCCAAAAUCCCCUUAAUUUUCCUUGAGAAUUCCUAAAGACUUCAUAGCAAAUUCUUUCAAUGAGUUCACGCAUCUCUAAAAUGACUUAAACUUAAAUAGACGUCCUGGACAAUUACCUCAAAAACUCAGAAAUUAUUACUGUGUUGUAAGAAAGUUAAAAUGUUGUCAUUGGAUGUACAUGAAGGGUCUGAGAAGGUUGAAAUAAAGAUUUCUAUUUGCCCUUGAAUUUAAAAACAUAACUGUUGGUACAUCCAACAGCAGUUUAAUUAUUAGUAACCCUAAUGGCUAAAUUGAGAAUGUGCAUACAUUUGUAACAGUUUGGCCCUUUGGUAUUGACAAAAAGACUGCAGUCUCUUGGUAACCAAAGUUACCCAUCCCUGAUCUAAACAACUACAGCAUCUCAUUUGAACAGCACGGUUUAGCAUUAUUUUGAUUUAGCAAAUGGAGAUAAAGUUGCCCAGAGGCUGUCAGGUUAUUCUCACAGAAAGCCAAAGCACUGAAGGACAAUAUUCAGCUCAGGAAUGUUGACUUUAACAUAGGAAAAAGAAGCACUGCUCUAUUUAGCAUCAUUCUGCAAACCAACUGCAAACCAUUGCAAUCUGAAAUUGGUUUAAGUGUGAUUAUAUUUUGGGUUCCUUUGGAUUGGAAAUAGGAACACCACUAGCCCAGGCAUCAUUUUUUUUAAGCUUCUGUCUGUUUUGGUUGCUCUUUAAAUCAGUUUUCUGCUCUUAGCAGGCAGAAGUGGUACCUGCCGUUGUCUUCUAUGCCCUUGGCCAAUCUUUUACUGUGCAUUCAGAAAUGCUCCUCUGCACACCAAAUGAGUUGCUAUGAGGUAUUGUUUCCUGUCUAUCAGUUCAAACUAGUCUGGUCGUUCUUGUAUGCUAUCAACAAGGAAUUUUCACCCAGAGAAUAUCCGUUCACUGGAUGUUUUCUCUUUUCCAAGCCAUUAAACUCUGCAGAUGGUUGUGCAUGAAAAUCCCAGUAGAUCAGGAGUUUGUGAAAUAGACCAGCCUGUCUAUGGUACCAUGGUACCUUCAGAGUCUCUUAAAUCACCUUUCCUCUCUAGUCUGAAGCUCAGUUUGAAGGUCACCAUGUCUAAAUGCAUUGGUUGAUACCAUGUGAUUACUGAGCAGUUAGACAGGUGUACCUAAUGAAAUGAUCUGUGAGUGUAUAAAAUGAGGAAACUCCUAAUGUUAUGACCACAAGGUACUGCUUGAUAAAGAUAGAUACAUUCACAGUUAAUCUACUAAUCAGUCCAGUCCCUAAAAUAACAACUUUGUUGCCCUAAAUUUUCCGUGGUUUUAAUAAUAUUGAGUAGUGAAAUGGUUGGAGACGCCUUUGUUGUUGGUAAACUCUGACCUGUUCAGGACCAGAGGCUCCUCAGCUGCUCUUCAUGUAUGUGACUCCCCAGUUCCUUUGUGUGUUUUUUUAAGAGUGAUUUUGAUUGGCUGAAGUUCUUUCUGACGCACUGUUCUGAUUGGUUAACAGUUUAAUAGUUUUGAUAUUUUCUAGGGUUAAAAUGUGAAAAGUGAGCAGACAAGCUGAUUGGUUCGACCUGGCGUUCCUACACAUUAACAUUUGCAUGAAGACUAUAACCCGCAGCUCGUCAGCCAUAUUUGUAGUUUUUUCCAGCUGUGAGGUGGACGGCGGAUCUGCGGCGUUUAACGCUUGGACUUGUCACACGCCAACAGAGCGGUGGUUUUGUGGGGGUCAAAGAGAAAAUGCACUUCUUAUUUAUGAAUUUGGAACAAUGUUGUAAUAUAUAAAUAUAAAUAGUAUUUAAAUGUGAUUGACAAGUUAAAUAAAGAAAACAAGAGAGCACCUAGCCAGGCUUAGCUGUCCUCGUUAUCGUAGCACCACCACCACUACCUUUGUUGUUCAGCAUCCCAUCAACAAGACCCCUCAUAACGUCACACACUGUGACACUUUUUGUGCUGUAUAGCUUAAACUUUUCUCUUUUUUUGCAAUAAGUGAAAAUACAGAAAACAUUCAAAUAAACCAGCUAUUCUUUUACGGUGAAAUUCUGCAGGGGGGGUGGGUUUGGUAGAUUUUGGGCUAAAUUAUUCAGUGGUAUUAUUUAUUAUUGGCUUGAGUAAUAAUUUAUUGAAUUGUUUGAGCUGAUUUAAAAAAAAACCCGAAGAUGUUUCUGCAAAUAAAAGUGAAGUGAUGUAACAGAUUUAGUAGAUUUCAGGGAGACGUGUCUCGACCAACAUGGAAAAACGAGGUUUUAAAAAUAUCUCCGUCAGCUGUUUGAAAAGUUUGCAGGCACAAACAUCAGCAGUUGUUCCCAGAAUGUUACAUUUGUGACUAAUUGGCACUUAGGCAGCAUGAACGUGUCUCCACACAGUAAAAGCUGGGAUCUGUGGUUGGAACUGGAGGAUUAAUCCUGUGACUCGGACAAGCUUUUCUUUUCUCCCCACAGUUGGAACCGAAUCGGCCAAAAUAAGACCCUUAACUUUUCGUUUGUGAAUAACAUUUUAUUGUGUGAAUUGGAUUUCACCUAAUUGUAACUUAUUUAUAAGUGUGUUGGCACUAUGAUCCUCCUGAAGAAAACAAACAAUUUCUCCUCCUCAUCCCUCCUGCUCUUCAUCCUCUCAGUUUGUGUUCUCUCAGUUCUGGGCCUUAAAGACGCUGUUCUCCUCUUUUCUCCACAGUUUUUGCAUUUCGAUCCAUGUUGUGUUGCUUUGUUUUCUGUUUGGUUUGUGGUUCCUGCAAAGCUUCACCCCCAGAUAGAAAGUUGUUCGUCAUUGUAUUGUGUUUGCCAAUAGAAUAAAUCCAGUGGACAUGUACUGUCUUGCGUUUUGUAAUAAACCUUUGAAAGAA
Messenger RNA from Cheilinus undulatus (humphead wrasse), 6622 nucleotides. RefSeq names its product zinc finger protein 135. Gene Ontology annotation, biological process: regulation of transcription by RNA polymerase II. NCBI's taxonomy places the organism in Eukaryota, Metazoa, Chordata, Actinopteri, Labriformes, Labridae. The record is from RefSeq and is a predicted model, not a curated record. The transcript is spliced from 3 exons. Gene Ontology annotation, molecular function: RNA polymerase II transcription regulatory region sequence-specific DNA binding; DNA-binding transcription factor activity, RNA polymerase II-specific. Gene Ontology annotation, cellular component: nucleus. Bases 223 to 1677 code for a protein of 484 amino acids.